Penicillium chermesinum is the source of this 1584-nucleotide messenger RNA. RefSeq names its product rRNA-processing protein NOP12 (gene nop12). Bases 1 to 1584 code for a protein of 527 amino acids. Gene Ontology annotation, molecular function: RNA binding. The transcript is spliced from 2 exons. Lineage: Eukaryota; Fungi; Ascomycota; Eurotiomycetes; Eurotiales; Aspergillaceae. The record is from RefSeq and is a predicted model, not a curated record.
AUGGGAAAAGGCUCAAAGUCACGAUCUAAGGAAGAAUCCAAGCCGCCGGCCUCCGGUGGCCUUCCCUUUGUUAAGGAUACUUCAGCGCUGGACCCAGUUUUGUCCUCUCUGUUCGAUAAGAGUGAUGGCCCUGUCAAAGCCCCUACGGUACAAUACGUCAAUGUCCCCGCCAAGUCCUCGAAAGCGGCUGCCGACGCUGAAGACGAAGACGAAGACCAGGACCUUGAUGUUGACUCGAGGGAAUCUGAGGAUGAAUUGAUGGAAGAUGCGUCAAAGGACAGCGACUCUGAAUCUGCAGAAGAACCAGCCCCAGAAACACAAGGUCGCAAGCGUAAGCGCGGUGCAGCUGGGGAAGACCUGGAGGAAACAUACAUGCGCCGCAUUGCCAAAGAAGAAGAAAAGGCCGACCAAAAGAGAAAUGAGGAGUAUGCUAAACGCCAAAAGCCUACUGAGGACAGCGAAGAAAGUGAUGCGUCAGAUGACGAGUCUGAAAUUGAGAGAAGUGAUGAUGAUGAGGCUGUGCCCGUACCGGUUCACGAAAGUCUGACAGGCGGCGACAAAGUGGAUGAUGUCGAAAAGUCCAACCGCACUGUCUUCCUGGGAAAUGUCUCUACUCAGGCAAUCAGAUCUAAGGCUGCCAAGAAGACACUACUCCGACACCUUGGUUCGUUCUGCUCUACUCUGUCUGAGUCGACCGGCCCUCACAAGGUUGAGUCGAUCCGAUUCCGCUCAGUGCCUUUUUCAAGCGGUGGUGGUAUCCCCAAGCGGGCCUCAUUCGCCCGUCAAGAGAUCCUGGACGAAACGACUCCCAGUACCAAUGCAUAUGUCGUUUACUCCACCGUGCAGGCUGCUCGCCAGGCACCCGCUGCGUUGAAUGGAAGUGUUGUCCUGGAUCGUCACUUAAGAGUCGACAGCGUUGCUCACCCUGCGGCUAUUGAUCAUAAGCGAUGUGUCUUUGUCGGAAAUCUCGACUUUGUCGACCUUGAAACCCCUGUGGAGGAUGAGAAUGGCAAAAAGAAGAAGCCCAGAGCUCCCGCCGAUAUUGAGGAGGGACUCUGGCGCAUUUUCAACGAGCACACUGGGACCUCAAAGGACAAGAAGGCCCCCAAGAAGAACGUCGAGUUCGUUCGUGUCAUCCGCGACCGCAACACCCGUGUCGGCAAGGGCUUUGCCUACGUCCAGUUCUACGAUGGCAUCAGCGUCGAGCAAGCUUUGCCCUUGAAUGGCAAGAAUUUCCCGCCGCGGCUGCCCCGUAAACUCCGUGUGACUCGUGCGCGCAAGGUGGCCAAAAAAUCCGAGAAUGAUGGCAAAGAUUCGAAGAUGGCUGAAGCUCAGAAGACCCUUCAGGGACGAGCUGGUAGACUCCUUGGCCGAGCUGGCGCUGCCAAGGUCAAGGCGAAUAGCAAGGCCACCAUCUCUGGGAAUUCGUUCGUGUUCGAAGGCCAUCGGGCUACUGAGAACGGUCCAUCUCAAAUCAAAGUCAAGACCAAGAGUCGGGGCUCCAAGGGCUCCAAGGAAAAGAGAAACAAUCGCAGUAACAGGCGGGCAGCUGCUUACAAGGCCGCGGGUGGUAAGAGGCCUUAA